This is a messenger RNA of Dentiscutata heterogama, 563 nucleotides long. The record is from the annotation of a GenBank genome assembly. Lineage: Eukaryota; Fungi; Glomeromycota; Glomeromycetes; Diversisporales; Gigasporaceae.
GAUCUAACUGGUGGGAUGGAUAUAAGAGACAUGAGAUAGUUCUUUUUGAUAAAUGGUAUACAUCAUUGGAUUGGAAUGAUAUUGUAAAAUAUUUAAACGAUACUCCAGAGAAUGUUGAGCAAAAAGGCAAAACAUUUGUACCUUUUCUUGCCAAGUAUGUCUUUAUGACAUCUCACAAACCACCAGAAGAAGCUUUUAAUUUUCGAAGGUAUAAUAUAAAUGAAGAGAUAUCAACUCAACGUGAUUGGGGUCAAUUUUAUCGUUUAGAGGAAGAAUUUCGAUCCAUGACAUGGGAUGUAAAAUAUCGUAAAGGCGAAUUUACAUCUGAGGAACUAAAGGCUGUGGUGCAGGAAUUAAACAAAAAUCAAGAUGGUGAAGUGAUUAUUAAAGCUGACAAUCAAGUUUACUGGUGUCGUUGUUUUUCCAAGUUCAAAAAGAAUUAUCUAUGUGAUUAUCCUAGAUGCCCAAAAAGAAAACCUAACAAGCGAUUGAAGCAUCGAAUCGAAAAAUUUAUAAACGAUUCGAAUCAUGAAAUUGAAACAAUAAAUGAUAAUUCUACAUAA